Messenger RNA from Lolium rigidum, 640 nucleotides. RefSeq lists its product as uncharacterized. The record is from RefSeq and is a predicted model, not a curated record. Lineage: Eukaryota; Viridiplantae; Streptophyta; Magnoliopsida; Poales; Poaceae. The coding region runs from base 1 to 399 and encodes 132 amino acids. The transcript has 2 exons.
AUGGGGCUCUGCCUGUCCGUGGCUCUGUGGAAGGACAAGGUCUACGCCGACCGCCGGCGCCGAGGCCAUGACGACGUCGCCGACGAUGUGAUGAUGAUGAUGGGAGGCGGCGUCUCUGAUUACGGGCUCCCCGUGGGGGCUGGAGCGUUCAAGGCGGAGGAAGCGGUGGCGCCGCCGAGACCUUCGGCUUCGGGUGUGCUGGAGAGGGCGGGCGGCACGCCGGCGCGGCCGAUUUGGCAGAGGAGGGUGCUGAUGGGCGUCAAGUGCCAGCUGCCGAGGUUCAGCGGGAUGAUUCUGUACGACGAGCGCGGACGGCCGGUGUGCGGCGGCGUCCGGGACAGAGCUCGUGACCAGGAGAAGCAUGCCGCGGCUAUUAACAUACUGAGGGACAUGCUCUAGGCUAUCAUCUACUAUUCUCCUUCCCCACUCAAAAACAAGUGUGUUACAUAAUGUCCUUCAAUUUCAAAAUAGUAGAUGAUCCCCUCUAUCCUUCUAGAGCUAGUGUUUUGAAGGUUCUACUUUUUAAUGAUGCUAGUUUAUAUUUAUUUCGUAAGUUUGUCGUUAUUUGGCCGGUCAUUGACAUUCUUCAUGUUCUUGUUUGCAUAUGUUUUGAUGAUGUAUCAUGACUGGCCUUCUUAGU